AAAACCAGAUUAACCAGAUUUUUGAAAAACGUUGCUAGUAAACAAAUUGCUCAUCUUUACCAGAAAGGCAAAUGUAACCAGGAUUUACCAGCAACACGUUGUCACUCUUUUAACUGUUGACUUUGUAAUUAAAUCGAUAAUAAUUAUUGUUCCACUGAAUAGCCUGGCUUUUAAUUUGGAUGAACAAAAGGAUCGCCUGUUGAUAUAGUAACAGUUAAAAUUGAAAGUGAAAGCAACAGAUUAAGCUUGUCAUUACCCCUGAAGGUAACAACACUUUCCAUCACGAAAAACCAUCACAGGAAUAAAAACACGGAUUUGUGUGUAUUUUAACAGUGUAUUAGUGUGUUUAUUGAUCCAAACCACAAAAGGAAACAAUUGUUUACACUGGUCACCUCAACAUGUUUAGUUUCAACAGCUACAUUUUCAGUCAAAGAAUGAACCUUUUUUUGAUCAUUUUUUUCCUCGCAAUUACUUUUCAAUUGGUUCAAUGUGACACCAAUGGUUCUUCUGAAGCAGCAAAUAAGAGUUCUAUGAAGUGUUACGUUUGCUCCAGUGUCGAGGAUUCAGAUUGUGCUAAUGACCCAGCUUUGGCUAAGUUCAUCAUGAACUGUGAUGAUUAUUUCUCUAAUAAAUCUGAAACUUUUACUGCUACAGACAAGGAUUAUUUCUGUCGUAAAACAGUUGAAAUGGGAGAUACAUUUAAACCAGAAGGAAUAUUACAAAGAGUAAUUCGAAGCUGUGGCAGUAUUCGUAAUCAAAAUCGGGAAUGCUAUCGAACUUCUGAUGCUCAAGUUAAAACGGAAACCUGUGAAUGCUAUGAUCCUCUCUGUAACACAGCUGAUAGACUGGCAUCCUCAUCAACUUUCCUAAUCAUUCUUAUUCCCGCAAUUUCAGCUAUUUUCUUCAAUCUUUUGUCAUAGACAGAAUUUUUUCAUUAUCUCAUGAUAAAUAUUUGUUUUAAGCUUCUUUUAACCCCAUCUCUCUAUCAUCACCCUUUUCCCUCUCCUACGAGUGAUCAAAAUAUUGAAUGUUAGAUGUUAUUACAUUUGAAAUAUAAUAUAACCCAACCAUCAUUAAUUUAAGAUGAGAUCAUGAUAUUUGUCUUUUUUACCCUUACAAAUUUCAUUCUCAUCUUUUUAACUUUCCUCCAAUCCUUUCAAACAUCAUACUGCCCAAUAUUUCCCCUUAAAUCACAUUAUUUUCCAGCCUUAAAUGGAUAGAUCUUUAUCAAGAUUGGUAUUGAUUUCCAGUUCGAGAUUUAUCCACAUUUCAACCUCCUCUUUCGAUAAACUUUUAUCUUCUUUCUCCUUUCUCUUGUUUUCUUUAUCCUCUCAAAGAUAAUGUUAGUUUCCCUUCUUGUCCCACUCUCUACGACUUCCUUUGAAAGUCCCCUUCGUCCAAUACAUUAACCAGAAUUGGUUGUUAUCCAUCCAACGCACGAUGAGAACAAUACUUGAGGUUGAUUAGUCUAAUUGUGCCCUUAUUCAACAGACGAGAUGAAAACAAUCAAGCAAAACUUAUCAUCUUCAACAGCAACCAUAAUGAUGAUCAUCUAUCAACCUUCUGGCUACACUAGGAAACAUUUAACCAUUUUUAUUCCCUCCUGUUACUUUCAUCAUUAUAUCAAAGAUACACAAGUUUUCAAAGAGGAUUCACAAGAUUUGCACAGUUUACAAACAUGCAAACAGAUGUAUAGAUGAAACAUCAAUUAAUUGUUGAUCAACUUACCCAGGAAGCAGAUAAGCCAACACAAUUGUGCCUUGACUUGGAAUCUAGGAAAACAUAAAAAAUCAACAUUCAAGGAAGGAUUGCAUUUUAGUUGCCAAAAAGUUCACCAGUGAAAAUUAUUAUUUCUACCUUUAUCGCUUUUAAUUGUAAUCGUAAUUGUUUCCACUUCGCAAUGUUUUUAAAAAAGCAAUUACAGUCAAGUUUAUGUAUUUAGUGAUAAUCAUACUAUUUUUUAGUUAAGCUUACAAUAUUUCAUCAACUUGACUAAAUUGUCUAGCCAAUCAUUUCGAAGUGUUUCAAUUUGAUUUCAUCUAAAUCUUCAAUUCUGUAUUAGAAGGAAAAUUUGUACGAAAUUGAUUAUAGGUUGUAUCAAUUUAAAUUGUAAACCAUUGCCCGGUAUAGUUGCUCAAAGUCAUCAAAUUCAUUAAAUUUGACUAUUAUACAAAUCUGAGCAAAAAAGCCAAAUAAAAGAUUAUCAAAAAAAUAA
Molecule: messenger RNA, 2215 nt
Organism: Tetranychus urticae (two-spotted spider mite)
Lineage: Eukaryota; Metazoa; Arthropoda; Arachnida; Trombidiformes; Tetranychidae
Biological process (GO): regulation of synaptic transmission, cholinergic; sleep; positive regulation of voltage-gated potassium channel activity
Source: RefSeq, a predicted model, not a curated record